AAAGCAUGAGGGACUGCAUUUGGGCCCCGGGGAGAUAGAGAACUGGGGAGGUUUCACAGAGGGAGAGCUAGCUGGAUGACCCCCAGGCCCUAGGCUCUGGCGGGCUCUAGAUGGUUGGAGGUUUGGCGUGCACCUGCCUAGAGCAUGGGGCAACUUCUCCCAGCGCCGGUAAGCGGCGCUUUAGCGCAGCCUGUCAGCGGCCGCCAAGCCCCGGACUACACGUCCCAGAGGGCCCUGCUCCCCGCGCUGUCGCAAUUUGAACUAGGCAGGUCCUGCCUAGGAAGAGAAGCCAUAGUCGGCUAGCGCUGCUGGGGCAUUCUGCCUGCGCUGCCGCUGCGCCCGCCGAGAUGGUUGGGCUCCUGCUCCUGCUCCUCCUUCUCCCCUUCCUUCUGUACGUGGCUGCGCCCCAAAUCAGGAAAAUGCUGUCCAGCGGGAUUUGUACAUCAACUGUCCAGCUUCCUGGGAAGGUGGCUCUGGUCACUGGAGCUAACACUGGCAUUGGGAAGGAGACAGCCAAAGAGCUGGCUCAAAGAGGAGCCCGUGUAUAUUUAGCUUGCCGGGAUGUGCAAAAGGGGGAAUUGGUGGCCAGAGAGAUCCAGACUGUGACCGGGAAUGAGCAGGUGUUGGUGCGGAAACUGGACCUGUCUGAUACUAAAUCUAUUCGAGCCUUUGCCGAGGGCUUCUUAACAGAGGAAAAGCACCUCCACAUUUUGAUCAACAAUGCAGGAGUGAUGAUGUGUCCCUAUUCUAAGACAGCAGAUGGUUUUGAAAUGCACAUUGGAGUCAACCACUUGGGUCACUUCCUCCUGACCCAUCUGCUGCUGGAGAAACUAAAGGAAUCAGCCCCAUCAAGAAUAGUAAAUGUGUCUUCCUUAGCACAUCACCUUGGAAGGAUCCACUUUCAUAACCUGCAGGGUGAGAAAUUCUACAAUGCAAGUCUGGCCUACUGUCACAGCAAGCUAGCCAACAUUCUCUUCACCAAGGAACUGGCCCGGAGGCUAAAAGGCUCUGGCGUUACGGCGUAUUCUGUACACCCCGGCACGGUCCAGUCUGAAUUGGUUCGGCACUCGUCUUUCAUGAGAUGUAUGUGGUGGCUUUUCUCCUUCUGCAUCAAGACUCCUCAGCAGGGAGCCCAGACCAGCCUGUACUGUGCCUUAACAGAAGGUCUUGAGAUUCUAAAUGGGAAACAUUUCAGUGACUGCCAUGUGGCAUGGGUCUCUGCCCAGGCUCGUAAUGAGACAAUAGCAAGGCGGCUGUGGGAUGUCAGUUGUGACUUGCUGGGCCUCCCAAUGGAUUGACAGGCAGUGGCAGUUGGGCACAAAAGAAGACAGCAGCAGACUAUACAGUACUUCCUGCCAAAAUGAUUGUCCUUCAAGGUGGCCAAAACCUUAACCACAAAGAAAACAAAAACUUCUAGUCUUGCCUGUGUGGUGUCCAGUUAAAACCCAGUUACACUGCCAGAUUCGUCUAAAUGCCUUUCAUUUGUCCAGAUUUACUACUAGAGAUAUAUUAUAGAAUAAGAAGACCCUUAUAUGACCUGCACAGCUCAUAUUUUCCUUCUGAAACCUACUACUACCUAGGAGAAUCUAGCUAUGUCACGGUUUACUUAUGGGAAUUUGGGCUAGUUUCUACCCUGUUUGUUCACAAUGUAGUUCUUCCCAACCAACCAAUCUUCACUUCAAGAGGGCCACACUGUAACCUCAGCUAAACUCUGUAAGUCACAAUGGCUUGGCUCAAGAGCAGCACUUGUUCCUCACCUCUUUAGCUGUCAUACACCAACAUCUGGAUUCUUUCAGGAAAUUCUUAAUUGAAUCUGUUACGGCAUGACCUUAAGCCUAAGGCCACUGCUAUUAAAGACACUUUCCCAUGUCUACCAGAGAAGAGCUUCCUUUUCUAAGAAGUUGUGAGGCUUGUGGGAGGGCAGAAAUGUGGGGAAAUGCAGAAAUAAAAAUCAAGUUCAAACAGUCAUUUUCCUGCUGUUUCUCAGACCAACAAGUGGGUAAUAUAGGGAACACUAUGAGAAGGUGGGCCACUUGAUUUCAGUUAAUGACCCCAGACCCAUAGAGGCCUUAUUUUUUGUGCCUUAGUUUCUCUUAGAAGAACCAGAAGAGGAAAGGAAUGGCUUUUGGGUCAUUGUCAUUGUGAAUAUCUUUGUGUGUCUUCUUUAUGUUUAUACAGUUGGGAGUAAUUUUCACAAAAUUCAAAACAGCCACAAAGAAACAGUGGCUGGUACCUAGUGCAGGUAAAUAAUCAGAGAUGAAGCAAACCAGUGUCAUCCAGUCUUUGAUACAAGUGAGUACAGCUGCAAAGGGAAGCAGAUUCUGUAUAUGUUGGUAACUACCCACCAAGAAGCAUGUGGGUAGCAGGGAAGAAGUAAAAAAAAAAAAAAAAAAAAA
This is a messenger RNA of Microcebus murinus (gray mouse lemur), 2396 nucleotides long. It is a transcript of the gene RDH11, whose product is annotated as retinol dehydrogenase 11. Lineage: Eukaryota; Metazoa; Chordata; Mammalia; Primates; Cheirogaleidae. The record is from RefSeq and is a predicted model, not a curated record.